UGUCAAAUGUUGUUUACAAAUUUACUUCCAGCGCGUAGUUAUUUAGUUUUUCUUCUCCACUGAAUUGGUAUGAAAAAUAUGGUGAAUAUUAUAGAUGUUGACUAAAAGCUGUGUUUUGAAUGAUAAACAUUUAUAUGUUCUGUUCGUUUUUCUCAUGAGCACUUAUAUACGUUUCCAAUCUCUAAUCGUAAAGUAACUAACUUCCAUUUAAAUCAUCUCUGUUAAUGGCAGCAAAAUAUUCUUAUCGUAUGCUUGUUUCUAUGAAAAGAAAUGUUAAAAAUCAUAGAAACUUUCAAAGAUUGUAUUCUGUUUCUCAUAUUUUGCCUCAAAAUGUAACUGCUCAAACAUUUUCAAAGCGCAAUGAACAAGAAAACUUUGAUACCCUCGGAAUAUGGGAUAACAGGAUUGACCUUCCUCUAUUGCUACAAGCUAGCAUAAAACAUGGAAAACCGAUACCAAAAAUAUCUGUAGAAAAUGUUGGAACUGCUAGUGUUAUAGGUCGCCGAACAACUAAUGAAGACCGGUACAGAUUAAAGGAAUUAAAGCCAGAUCUGUUAUACUUUGCUGUAUUUGAUGGUCAUGGAGGAUCAGAAUGUGCAGAUUUUUGCUGUGAACAUAUGGAAGACAAUAUUUUAUACUGGUUAUCUCGUGGAGAAAAAGACUUAGAAACAAUUCUUCAGUAUUCUUUCCAAGAAGUAAAUAAUGCAUAUGCUAGGCAUAUAAUAUUUAAUUGUCCAGGAAAAGAUGCUACUACAUCUGGUACAACUGCUACAGUCUGCCUUUUAAGAAACAGUGUAGAAUUAGUGGUUGGACAUGUUGGUGAUAGCAGAGCUCUACUCUGUAGGAAUGGAGAUGUGAAAAAAUUAACCACUGAUCACACAGCUGAUUUGAAAUCUGAAAAAGAAAGAAUCUUAAAAUCUGGCGGAAUGAUUAAAGUGGAUAACUUAGGUAGAAGUCUAGUCAAUGGAAGAUUAGCAAUGACACGAAGCUUAGGAGAUUUAGAUUUAAAACCUUUUGGUGUUUCAGCACAAGCAGAUACAAGAUCUUUAGAAGUAAAACAUGGGAAAGAUUCAUUUUUGAUCUUAACAACUGAUGGAGUAAAUUUUUCAAUGAAUGAUCAGGAGAUAUGUGAUGCCGUAAACACCUGCAACGAUCCGGUUGAAGCUGCCGGUUUCGUUACAGAUCAAGCCUUACAGUUUGGUUCAGAGGAUAAUGCUACAUCCCUUGUAGUGCCGUUUGGUGCUUGGGGUAAAUAUCAAAACCAUAAGAAAACUGCCCUGAAUUUUGGAAGGAGUUUGCUGAGAAGUAACCGUUAUUGAUGAGACUCGGACAGUUAAUAUUUAUUUCUCAGGUGUACAGGUGUUAUGUUAUUGAAUUUUAUGUAGUUAUGUAAUAAAACUUU
Messenger RNA from Uloborus diversus, 1402 nucleotides. Its product is annotated as protein phosphatase 1K, mitochondrial-like. Gene Ontology annotation, biological process: protein dephosphorylation. NCBI's taxonomy places the organism in Eukaryota, Metazoa, Arthropoda, Arachnida, Araneae, Uloboridae. The transcript is spliced from 5 exons. Gene Ontology annotation, molecular function: protein serine/threonine phosphatase activity; cation binding. The coding region runs from base 225 to 1319 and encodes 364 amino acids. The record is from RefSeq and is a predicted model, not a curated record.